Molecule: messenger RNA, 1001 nt
Organism: Passer domesticus (house sparrow)
Lineage: Eukaryota; Metazoa; Chordata; Aves; Passeriformes; Passeridae
Product: zinc finger protein 629-like
Exons: 4
Coding region: 335-943 (202 amino acids)
Biological process (GO): regulation of transcription by RNA polymerase II
Molecular function (GO): DNA-binding transcription factor activity, RNA polymerase II-specific; RNA polymerase II cis-regulatory region sequence-specific DNA binding
Source: RefSeq, a predicted model, not a curated record
GGGAGGGAAGGGGAGGGAUGAAGGAGGAGGAGGAGGCGGGAUUAGAGAGGAGGAGAGUGGGAGGGGAGAUGGAAGAGGAGGGGGAAGGCGGAGAGAGAGCAGCCACAGAAGGAGAAGGAGGUGUGGUGAGGGAGGAGAAGGAUUAGGAGGAGGCGGGGGGAUGGAAUAGGAGAAGGGGCAGGAAGAGGAAGCGGAGGGACAGAGGCGGAUCAAGGCUGAGCAGCAGGAAGCACGCGGUCGAGCCCUCCGUGCAUUCGCAGCCCCCACCUGUGGGAUCAUCGCCCCCCAUGGCGCAGGAUUUCCCAUUGCCGUCUCUUGUGAGGCUGUGAGGAAGAUGUCCCUGGACACUGAGGCAGAGCAGGAGCUGAGGAUGGAGAGCAGGGAGGACAAAUCCCCGUGGCAGAACCUCGUGGCAGAGGCCAUUUUGAGCAGCUCCAUGGCGCAGGAACCCAACGGGGAGGAAAAGCCCCGGAGAUGCCGCACGAGGAGGGGCUGCAAACGCAGAUGGCGGGGAUCUGAGGGGGAAAGAGCCAGCCUGGGCCGGGAAGGCGGCCGGAGAUGGAGCCAGAGCUCGGAGCUGGUGGUCCAUGAGGAGGUUCCUGAUGGGGAGAAGCCCCACAAGUGCUUGGAGUGUGGGAGGGGCUUCCAGAUAAGCUCCAACCUGAUCCGGCACCAGAGGAGCCACACUGGGGAACGGCCCUACGAGUGUGAUCAGUGCAGGAAGAGCUUCAGGGAGAGCUCCACCCUGAUCCACCACCAGAGGACCCACACUGGGGAACGGCCCUACGAGUGUGGGGAGUGUGGGAAGAGAUUCAGACAUCGCGCCAACCUCCUUGUCCACCAAAAGAUCCACACUGGGGAGAGGCCCUACGAGUGUCCCCAGUGUGGGAAGAGCUUCUCACAGUGCUCUCACUUGACCAGACACCAACGGAGGCACUGGUGAGGGAAGCCCUGCGAGUGCCCCGAGUGCGGGAAGAGCUUCGUGCGCUGCUCCAGCUCCA